Glossina fuscipes is the source of this 3449-nucleotide messenger RNA. RefSeq names its product terminal nucleotidyltransferase 5C-like. Gene Ontology annotation, biological process: mRNA stabilization. The record is from RefSeq and is a predicted model, not a curated record. Bases 482 to 3352 code for a protein of 956 amino acids. Gene Ontology annotation, molecular function: poly(A) RNA polymerase activity; RNA binding. Lineage: Eukaryota; Metazoa; Arthropoda; Insecta; Diptera; Glossinidae. The transcript is spliced from 3 exons.
AUGAAAAGAAGAAUAGCAACAGCAAAGUAUUCGUUUUCUGCUCCACCGUUUGAUUCAUUUAAUCAAUUCUGUGCAAAGAUUUGAAAAAUCAGAGCAAAUCAAAUCGAAUAAUAAACCUUUUUUUUAAAUUUUUUAAAGGAGUUUAUAACCAAAAAGAGUUAUAUAUCUCAUUAAGAGUGAAGAGUGAAAGGAAGAAGAAGAACAAAAUAAGCACGAGAUAUUUGAAAAAAAAAUUUGCAAAUAUUUUUUUCUUUUUGUUAUCAACGCUACGGGGAAAAAGUGCAAUUAAUGUAAGAAGUAGACAUUAAAAAAGAAAAAAAAUUCAUAUAAACAGAGAAAGACUUUUUUAAUUAAAUUAAAUUAAAGUUGCUAUAAGGCAAAAGACAAAAUUUCGAAAAACAGUUAGCAAAUAAUAAUAAUAAUCAUAACAGUAAGCUUUAUAAAUUCAACAUCAAUUUUUGAAUAUUAAAAUAUUGCAGAUAUGGCAACAACAAACUCGAUAUAUAAAGAAAAGCAAAAACAAUUAACCGUAGAACAAGAAAAAGAUAAAAACGUUUCGAAGAAAGGCCUAAAAAUGACUGACGACCAUGCAAAAGUUAAUAAUAAACGUAAACAUAAGCAACAAAAACUUCAGCGUCAAAUUGAAACGAAAAAUAACAACAACAACAAUAGCAGAAAUUAUCAAACUAAUAAAGAAAAGAAAAACCAUAGGAAUAAUGAAAAUACAAAAAUUAAAAAGAAUUUAAAAAAUUCGAACAAUAACCCUACCACCCUAAAGAAAGACAUUAACAAUCCCCCGGUCUCAGUUUCAUCUGGUGCUUCCCGGUCAUUAUCACCGACAUCGACAUCACCGGUAUCGACAUCGUCUGACAGCAAAAAGAUACUUCAAAAAUCGAUUAUUUAUCAUAAUUCAAAUUACAGCUAUGCUCAAACCGUAGGCACUAAGAACAUAUAUACGAAAACGACAUAUGUUUAUAGCAGUAACAGUAAUAAUAAUAGUAAUGGUCAAUAUAAUCAUUUGUCACGCGAGAAGAACAAAAAUAGUAACAAAAAAUUAGAGAAAAAAUCAAAUUCGACGGCAUCGUCUGAUAGCAAUGAGAAAGUUAUUGUUGGCGUUCAAAAACAACAACUAACAGACAGCGAUUUAUUAACAUCUGCUUUAACGAAACAAUGUGUGAAACCAUUAAAAUCCUCAAAUGGAAACGUAAUAGUAAGUGGAGGACAAGAAGAUAUCUUCAAUGAUGGUAAGAACUUUAAAGUUUUAUCAAAUGAUUGUCUAAGAUCAACAAAGCAAUAUCGUAAAACUAAAUCUUAUGUAUUUACAACAUCGUCGUCACGUCGUUCUUCCAUUUCUUCGAUAAGUGACUACGGUUCGUCGAUUGGUUGGGGGGCUAAAGCUUAUAAGGCCGAAGGUGGUGGUGGCGGAUAUUAUUCGCAAAAGCAUCAACAACAAGUGAGCGGGUUUAACAAUCGUCGUUACUGGCUCGAUCGCGAUUUUGCCGAACGUAAUAAAGGCUUUGUACCAAUUUUACCGCUAGCACGUCCCAUAUUGACAUCAUCCAAUAUUGCUGCCGUUAUAGCGGACACUGAUAAGUUGACUAUCAUACAUCGUUUAGGGAAAAGCAAAGCCACGUAUCCCAUUAUGCAGUGUGGGACACUAGACGCACCCGAUUCGUCAUAUCAUAAACAAAGAUCCGAUAGAAUGGACGUUUAUCAAAUUGAUGAUGGUUUUCAUUCGGAUGGUGGUACUGAAACUCCACCACCAUCGCCUAGUUCCGGUUCAUCAAUAGCGUCCACAUCAGAUCACGGUUCAUUGGAAAGUGUCGACACGGGCGGUACUCAACGUUUAGCAGUCUUGUCUUUCGAACAAGUGCGCAAAUUGCAUCAUGUUAUGGAUGAAAAAGUUGCCAUACACGGUCGCGGUAAUUUUCCUACAUUAGAAGUAACACUUAAAGAUUUGGUAAAUUUGGUGAGGCGUAAAUUAGAAGCCGAUGUAGGUUCUGGUGGGGCCGGUGUUAUAGUCAAGGAUGUACGUCUAAAUGGUGGGGCAGCUAGUCAUGUAUUGGCCUCCGAGGAUCAGCCAUACAACGACCUGGAUCUAAUUUAUGCCAUUGAACUGAGCUCAUCACGUCACUUUGAUCGUGUCAAAACGGCAGUACUGAAUAGCUUGCUAGAUCUGUUGCCCGAAGGUGUUUCUAAGCGACGCAUUUUACCGUGUGCGCUCAAGGAGGCCUAUGUGGGUAAAAUGGUUAAAGUCAAUAAUAAUAACGAUGGCGAUCGUUGGUCAUUGAUUUCAUUGGGCAAUUCACCCGGACACAAAAAUGUUGAAUUGAAAUUUGUCGAUACAAUGCGACGUCAAUUCGAAUUCUCAGUCGACUCAUUUCAGAUUGUUUUAGAUUCACUGCUAUUAUUUUACGAUUGUGCCGCUUUACCCAUUUCCGAGAAUUUCUAUCCCACAGUGGUUGGUGAGUCCGUCCACGGUGACUUUCAAGAAGCCUUGUAUCACCUGCAAAAGAAAUUGAUCUCAACGCGGCAGCCCGAAGAAAUACGUGGCGGCGGUUUGCUCAAGUAUUGCAAUUUGCUGGUGCGCAACUAUAAGCCAGUCGAUUCACAACGUAUCAAGACGCUUGAACGUUAUAUGUGCUCGCGUUUUUUCAUUGACUUCCCGGAUAUUAAUACGCAACGUGUUAAAUUAGAAGCGUAUUUACGCAAUCAUUUUUGGGGUAUAGAUGAGGAGCCAUUGCAAUAUCAGUACCUGAUGCAUUUACGCGAUGUGGUCGAAAAUUCGACUGUAUGCCUAAUGGGUCAUGAGCGACGUCAAACCUUAAUGCUAAUUCAAUCAUUGGCCGCUCAAGUACUAUACAAGGAGCAACAGAAACAAGUGCAAGAGCAACAGUAUCAUCAGCAUCAGCAACAGCAUCAUCAACAGCAGCAGCAACAUCAGCAUCAUAUAUUGGAAUUGCAACAACAACAACAUCAAUCGCAGCAAGCAAACAAUUCUACAGUAACCUUAAUGACUUCGACGUCAUCACAUUCAACACAACAACAACAACAGUCUGGACAGCCGACGGCAACAGCCAUUUAUGUACAGCAGCCACAAACUAUGACCGCAACGGCCACCAUAUGUUGUGCCAUGCCGGCCAACAGUUCUGAACAGCAGCAGCAGCAGCAACAACAACAGUCAACCCAACAACAGCAGACUCAAAAUCAAACAAAUGCAGCUGCAAUGCCACCACAGACCAUACAAAUACAAGCCGGUCCGCCGGGAUUGAUUUACGCUAACGGCGUCUAUUAUGCACCUGUGAUUCCAACAACCAUUUGCACUUGCAAUUCAACAUGGCUAAGCACGUGAUUAAAUCUGCCUGCAACUAUAUUAACAGCAACAAAAGCAGUGACAACAGAAGGGUCUCUGAUCAAUUGCAACAAUCACUUAAAUAAACAACAAUACA